Molecule: messenger RNA, 531 nt
Organism: Sphenostylis stenocarpa
Lineage: Eukaryota; Viridiplantae; Streptophyta; Magnoliopsida; Fabales; Fabaceae
Source: the annotation of a GenBank genome assembly
AUGGCAAGAAUCGCUCAUUCCGUUGCCGUUUUCCUCUCCUUUCUCUUUCUCCUCACUCUCACACUCGCCCGUGAUCUUCAAAACCCGGUUUCCGAACCCAAACCUCAAUCUGAACCUGUGAACCGUCCCCAACCUAAAACCCAACACGACACCGUUUCCUUUACCAUCGAAUCCAUCGAUCCCGUUCCCCUGACGUUCCUCCGCUUCCGUCCGGUCAACCGCCACGUCCACUACGACCGUCCGUUUCCGCUGCCGUUGUCUCUCCACUCCGGUCACCGCCGAUGCCGCCACGGCCACCGCCUCCAGAUCCCCUAUGGCAACGACGCGAUCUUACUUGACAACGCUGCCGCUCGCCGGAUCCACCCGCACUGGGUCCCCGUUCACACCGCCUCCAAGAUGCGGGAUCUGGCGACCGCCGAGCGCGCCGAUUCCGUUCGUGAACACCGUCACCACCACGGCGAGAAUCACCACCAGCACCGCACGGAAAAUUGGUUCGCCAAGAAGAUUCGCGAGUUCCUGAACCUGUUCUGA